CAGCAAUGUCUGGUGUAACAACGAUACUCAACCAUUACCGACAGGUAGAAGAAAUUGACAUUUCCAAAGUAAUAGGAAACAAUAUUCAAUACCAACAACGCCUUUACUGUAUCGAGGCCGCAGUGUUCAUGGUCUCCCAGCAUGUAGCGAGUUAUGGCUCAUUAGCUCAGCUCAGCUCAGCUCGGCUCAGCCCAGCAUCCUCCCAGGCAUUCUCUAAAGCCGACUCGCAGUCCAGUUUAUGGGGGGGGGGCAGAGCUGUGUCCGCCUUGUUGCCUACCCUGCUUCUUCCCAAGCCACUUGAACCAAAGGACAGGGAUGACGAUGCAAUUGUAUUGGAUGAAAGAAGCAAGCUUCAUUGCCGGGGCUCCCCGCGUAUAGACGGGCGGGGGAUGUCUUCUCUCUGAUGUAGGUACAGUACAUACUACAUACAGGACUUGUAGUACCGAAGACUCACAACUCCCUGUUCAUUCCUCAUCAUCUCAUCGGAUUCAAAAAAGCCUUACCAGAUUACGGAGCUUACCCAGCUUCUUAGGCACCGCCCGGAAUAAGAUCAUCCACUACAAGACAACUCUGCUCAUCUUUAGUGCAACAGCAGAUCCCCCCAUCCCCAGGCCCGGGUGCCACGGACGCAUACAUACAUGCAUACAUACCUACUGACUUGACUGACUACCUGCAUCGCUUGCGUUGGAUGAAUACAACCCAACACCUUUGGUCCACUUACCUCUAACCAAGCCCCAAGUCCUAGCCCAGGCCUUGAGUCCUACACACUCUUGUCUUAUUCGCCCUAGGACAGCAUCCUCACGAGCUGCCUCCCCAGCCGUUGAACUCAUCUUCCAGUGGUGAUAAACCCCAAAACAAACUAUAUCGACUAUGGGUGGCGCAUACGUCUGAUUGUCUCUUUAUUUGGGGAGGCUGAUACUAUUGUAAUCUCUCGCCUCUUUCACCAUCCUUGGAGUGCCUGCUUGGUCUUACUUGGAUCGCCUUUUAAUUGCGACAGCCCAACAAGCUCAACUUCGCAGUACAAGCUUUGCUUACAGGGUCUGGGAGUCGAAAACAAAGCUUUUCUCUUGACUCUCGAAAUGGAGUCAAAAAAACGUUUGUCCCUGGAUGGGACAAACUCUGGUUCGGGACCUUCAGCCCUACGCCGGCUCACUCGAAGCCCCAGUCAUCGUAUAAGUCUUCGGCGAUCAAGCACUGAAUCCACAUCAUCAUCCUCCGUCUCCUCGAUCGCAUCAGAAGACAAUGAGGCAUCACCAAAAUCUUGUGUGUAAGAGACGAUUUUCCCUUUCAUUCAUCUCAACAAGUCCCUCCCGACUCAUUGGUGCAAUAGGACCCGUGGUACUUCAAGCGAUGACUGCGCUCUUCAUCGAUUCAUCGUCUGGACUGCAGUCAAACGCAAUGAGUGCGACAGAAUGACCUCCCAAGAGAAGCUGGAGUGUCCUAUGCUGCGCUGCCGCAAGCGAUUUGCCAACCACGAGCUCAUGCUCCAGCACCUAUAUUCGUGUAGCUGGCUCUCCACGAGUGAGUAUUGGUGUUACGAAUGCGGGAAAUCCGAACGAUUCAACGAUUCCAAGUGCAAGCGAUGCCUGGGUCACCCAUCACGAAGAAAGAAGAUACUGUCCAUGGCAAAGAGCUUCUUCAACUCCCUCGGCCACAAACCUAAGAGCUCAGCCCUGGAGGAUCUUGACCUUGACAGUGACAUCGGUGAAACUGAAGCACCACCCAGCUACGACCUCGCAGUGGCACCAAGUGAGCUCGAGCUACCUACGAAUGAGAUCCAUGAGAUUGGCUCCAGUGGGAUAGUUUUACAGCCCAUACUGGAGAAUGAGAACGAGGCAGAGAUAAGCCCGGCCCCCAUGCUCACCCCUUACACCUCAUCGCUGCCUACACAGCACCAGGCACAGACUCUGCCUGCUCACCCCGCCGAGCUCGAAUCAGAUGCAACCCUCAGCGAUCCCCUCGAUUUCAUGCUGUCGCAAGGCACUGUUGUCCCUGUAAACCUCAUCGACCCCGGCUGCAACAUGACUUCCGUACGGCCCACCCUUCAGCUUCAUACAGAAGGUCUAGAAGAGUACCGCAGGGAACAAAAGAGACGCAGUAAGGGCCAGGUUGCACCUAGCACCUCGGUUCGCUCGACAGCCAGUACAAACUCCACGUCGAGCACAAAUACGACGGACACUACUUUCAGCAGAGAAAGCUACAAUAUCUCCCCCAUCUCAUCGUUCUCUGAUCAAUGGGCAAGUGCACCAGUCUUCGACUCAGACUUCUCCUCCACUGAGAAUGACUUUGGAAGCCCAGGAGGCCUCCUCAGGACGAACUCGUUCGCCAUAUCUCACAAGGCACCCGCAGCCAAGGGCUGGAACUCGCUCGAAAACGAGGCAGUCAUGUCCUAUGACUCCCAACCGACUGAACUCCCCACAAACAUCCACAUGCUUGAUGCCUUGCCUGCCACUAAGUCUGAUACUACGAAUCUCAACCAGCCCGCUUUCGCAUUGGAUGACUCUUUCCUUUCCUCUACUUUCGACCUCGAUGCAAACAUUGCCCUCAUCGACAAUAAUGUCACGAUGCCACCGUCCCUCCAUCCCAUACCACCUCAACCGAAGGCCGAGUCCUAUCAUAACCCUCGGUCUCUGAUCAGCACGGCAUGGAGUACUCUUCAGAUGCAUGUCGCUGGCUCUCUGACCAAACUUCACCAUAUCACCAAGAACCACCUUGUCAUACAGCUCAGAAAUCUUACGGCUCCAGUGAUAGCUACAAAGGGACUCGAAACUCUCAUGGAUAUCAUCGAAGGUCGACAGCCGACUGUUCCCACCGAUGUCCUCUGUUUUGUUCACUUGGUCUACUGUUUCUCACUUAUUGUUCACGAGCAAGACGCUGCAAACAGAUCUUCCGAUCUUUUUGUUCAAGCGAUGUCGUACAGCGCCUUGUUUUCACGUCAAGAUUGCCAGCUGUACAUACAGAUUGUCGAAACUCUGUGGAAACCAGCUGAUAUGAGCAAUGCUGACCUCGUGAACUUGGUUCGAGCCAAGACAUCAUCAAUGUCACCCUCGCCUGGCUCGAAGGGUAAAGGAACCGAGUCCGGAAACAUGAUCUCCGCCAGUGUCGACUCGCUAGCGUUUUUAGCAAUGUAUUUCUUAGACCAACUGGAAAUUGCUACCAUCCAUAUGGUAGACGACACAGAAGUUCUAUCAUCUGAUCUCUUUUUGGGCCACUGCAAUAGCCUAGACAGGGCGCACAUGGAUUCGACACAAACCAUGACUGCAAAUCUCGUACUCAAGCACAACUUUCAACUUUAUACUCAUUAUCAAGCCUUUGCAAAUGAUCUGGACAACAUCGCUCGUCGCACCAACUCGGAGCAGAUGCCACCACGGCGCUUAGAACUCGAGCUUAUGGAGUGUGGAAAGAUGUACCUACCUCCAGACGUUUACUUCGACGGCUAUAUCCACUUUGUUCGAGAACAGAUGGAUUCUAUUUAUUGCACAGCUACACCAGAAGGCUCUUACCGGGCUUUCUAUUACCGGCAAUGCAUUGAGCUUAUCAAGACUGUUAUUGGUGCCCCGUUACAAUCGAUGUCUGAGCACGCAGUUCAAAACAGCUCAGUGACGCAGGAUGGCUUUGAUGAUAUCGAUGAAUACUUCAAUGUCAUGUCGCCGAACAACUUCAAUUUUAGCUCGGUUGGCCCAUUUGAUGCAGGGCAACCUUUGGACUUCUCAUGCCUGCCGAACACAAUUGAUCCUGGCACCUUGAACCCGCUACCACUUCCUACGCCUGCAGACACGAAUUCGGUGCAGGCAACUUCAACGGCCGCAAAUUCACCUCCUUCUCCAGCUCCAGCAGCAUCCUCCUCCUCAUCAACAGCAAAAAUCAGGUCGGACAGUAGUUGCAAACUGUGCGGAUAUACACCUGAAGGUGAUCCUCGAUGGUUCAGCGGCAGUAUGGCCAAGCACAUGAAACUACAACACUCAACAAAACCUCCCACCAUCUACCGCUGUCCAUAUCCCGGCUGUACAAGUCAGUACAAGAAUAGACCAGACAAUUUGCGCCAACACCAGAUAGAGAAGGGUCACUUUCUAGAGGGACAAGACGUUGUCAAGCGAUCGAACAAGCGACGCAAGAUCGAGUGACGUUUGAUGCCAAGAUUUGCACAUGCAGUUGUUUCUUGCAAGAGGCCCUUGGUGGGACAGACACGAAGGGGUACAAUGCCGAUAUAUUCGUUUUGCUUCCUCGACUUUCCUUAUUAUUGUUUAUAGACAACAUAUGCGUGGCGUUUUGGUUGAAAACGAGCACUAGAGUGCUAUUUUGGAAACAUACCUUGACGGGCGUAACGCAUCUUCGUUAUCAAACACAGUGGAUAUCAAUAUACGGUUAUUACAGCGUAUGCUCAUAUCACGUUGACAAAUUUAAUACAGAGUUGCUUCGUUCAUUUCGACAGGAUGCCUGC
Messenger RNA from Fusarium verticillioides 7600, 4441 nucleotides. RefSeq lists its product as hypothetical. Lineage: Eukaryota; Fungi; Ascomycota; Sordariomycetes; Hypocreales; Nectriaceae. The coding region runs from base 1413 to 4124 and encodes 903 amino acids. The transcript has 3 exons. The record is from RefSeq and is a predicted model, not a curated record.